This is a messenger RNA of Cladophialophora yegresii CBS 114405, 1806 nucleotides long. RefSeq lists its product as uncharacterized. The record is from RefSeq and is a predicted model, not a curated record. NCBI's taxonomy places the organism in Eukaryota, Fungi, Ascomycota, Eurotiomycetes, Chaetothyriales, Herpotrichiellaceae. Gene Ontology annotation, biological process: transmembrane transport. Gene Ontology annotation, cellular component: endoplasmic reticulum; membrane. Bases 1 to 1806 code for a protein of 601 amino acids. The transcript has a single exon.
AUGCCUCUGUCCGAUUACUUCACCAGUCCGACCUCGAUCUACAAUCGCCAACUUCUCAGCAGUCUGGUUCGGCGGGAUCAGAUACCCUUUGCCGACAAUGUAAUCGACUUGCUUAAGAAGCCGGCUCCACACUCCGGGCACCCAAGCUUCGGCCACCUGACCCUCCUUGUGUUUGAAGCCGUGCUAGAAGUCGUGUGCGUCAGCUUGCCGGGGUACAUCGUGGCACGACAGGGCAUGUUUGAUGCCGAGGCUCAGAAAAUGAUGGCCAACCUCAAUGUCAUGCUGUUCACACCAUGCCUGAUUUUCACAAAGUUGGCUUCGCAGCUCACGGCGGACAAGCUGGCUGAUCUGGCCAUCAUCCCAGCAAUAUUCGUUGUUCAGACGUUGGUAUCAUACGCAUGCGCAUGGGCGAUUGGGAGAGUGAUGAAGUUCAAAAAGAGACAAGCUAAUUUUCUGAUCGCCAUGGGCGUCUUCGGCAACUCGAACUCUCUCCCUAUCUCGCUCGUUCUAUCUCUAUCCAAAACACUCAAAGGGCUGCAUUGGGACAAAGUACCCAACGACAACGAUGAGGAGGUCGGAGCCCGAGGCAUACUCUAUCUCCUGAUCUUCCAACAGCUCGGCCAAUUGCUCCGCUGGAGUUGGGGCUACAACGUCCUACUAGCCCCGCCCGACCAUUAUACCGAGGCCGAGGGGGGCACGAAGAAAGAAGAUCGGGCUGAGCGCGGCCGUGGCGGUUAUCGAGACGAUGAGGAAGAUGAUGAACCCCGCCGGUUGUUGAGUCCGAGCUACGAUGGCGGUCGUGAUAGUAACGAGGACUUCGAGCAGUAUGAGGAUGAGGAUGAUGACCAGACCCGGAUAGGAACCGAGUCUCCCACCACCUCAAAAUCCGACGGUCUCAAAACUCCUCGCACGCCGCACAACCGGUCUUCAAGGAAUUCACCCCACCGACCCGUGAACGGGUCCGCCAAUGGUGCUCCUGAACUGCUCGCCACCCCUGCAAAUGGAAUGGUAGCUCCUCGCCAUCACGUGGACUACCCGGCGUGGCUCCAGUACCCGGACAACAAGAAGUAUGAUGAGGACUGCGGUGGCAUCAAAGGGUACAUUAAUCAAGGGCGAAAUUUCAUCCGCUACCAUAUCUUGAGAGUUGGCCACGGUAUUCGCGUCAUGUCACGCAGGGCGUUUGAACGCUUGCCAAAGCCUGUACGGAACUUCCUCUCGUUUAGUGCGAAGAAAAUUGGAGCCUUUCUGGCUGGAGUGUGGGAAUUUAUGAACCCACCUCUCUGGGCUAUGCUGGCCGCCAUCAUCGUGGCGUCCGUGCCUACACUGCAACAUCUUUUCUUCGACAAAGGGACCUUUCUGGCCAAUUCGGCGACACGCGCUGUGCAGCAGAGUGGAGGUGUGGCGGUGCCACUUAUCCUGGUGGUGCUCGGAGGCAAUCUCGCACGGAACACGAUCCCCAAGAACCAGCCAGGAGACAUCACCGAUCCCACGGAAGAGAAGAGACUACUCUAUGCUUCUCUGGUAGCCCGGAUGGUGUUUCCGACCAUCAUCAUGGCACCUUUCUUAGCAUUGGUUGCCAAGUACGUCCCAGUCAGCAUAGUGGACGACAAGAUCUUCAUUGUGGUGGCUUUUCUGCUGACAGGAGCGCCAUCUGCGCUCCAGCUGAGUGCGAUCACGCAGACCAACAACGUCUAUCCCACGGUCAUGUCGAAUAUUUUAUUCCAGAGCUACGUCGUCUGGAUCCUACCUUCGACACUGGUAUUGGUGCUCCUGGCGCUCGAGACGGUGGAAUGGGCAACAACUUGA